GACGCGUUUCACCUGCGGAGCGAGGGCGGGGUGGCGCGGAGGUGCAGAGGUGCCGCAGCUGGCAGCCAGUCGGGAGCGCGCGAGGCGCCGGGAGACGCGCAGCCCCGGCCGCAGCCCCUACCCCCGCAGUCGCCGCGCACGGCCGGGCCGCCACCAUGGCGCUUCUGCGGUGCUUCCUGCUCCUGUGCGGAGUCGCUGAUGUCACCAGAAGUUUGAGUAUCACCAGUCCUGACCACAUGAUUGAAAAGGCCAAAGGGGAAACUGCCUAUUUGCCCUGCAAAUUUACGCAAGGUCCGGAAGACCAGGGACCGCUGGACAUCGAGUGGCUGCUGUCCCCGGCCGAUAAUCAGAAGGUGGAUCAAGUGAUUAUUUUAUAUUCUGGAGACAAAAUUUACGAUGACUACUAUCCAGAUCUAAAAGGACGAGUACAUUUCACAAGUAGUGACCUCAAAGCAGGGGAUGCGUCAAUCAAUGUGACCAAUUUACAGCUGUCAGAUAUUGGCACCUAUCAGUGCAAAGUAAAAAAAGCCCCUGGCGUUGGAAAUAAGAAGAUUCAGCUGAAAGUUCUUGUUAAGCCUUCGGGUACAAGAUGUUAUGUGGAUGGAUCAGAAGAAAUUGGGAAUGACUUUAAACUGAAAUGUGAACCAAAGGAAGGUUCACUUCCGUUACAAUAUGAAUGGCAGAAAAUGUCCAACUCACAGAAACUGCCCACGGCACUGAUAACAGAAAUGACUUCCUCUGUGAUCAAUGUAAAAAAUGCCACCACUGAGUACUCUGGGACGUACAAGUGCACAGUCAGCAACAGGGUGGGCUCUGACCAGUGCCAGCUGCGCCUGGAUGUUGUUCCUCCAUCAAACAGAGCUGGAACAAUUGCCGGAGCUAUUAUAGGAACUCUGCUUGCUCUCAUGCUCAUCUGCGUGAUCAUCUUUUGCUGCCAUAAAAAGCGCAGAGAGGAAAAAUAUGAAAAAGAAGUUCAUCAUGAUAUCAGGGAAGACGUGCCUCCCCCCAAGAGCCGGACGUCCACGGCCAGAAGCUACAUCGGCAGCAAUCACUCAUCUCUGGGGUCCAUGUCUCCUUCCAACAUGGAGGGCUAUUCCAAGACUCAGUAUAACCAAGUACCAAGCGAAGAUUUUGAACGCGCUCCUCAGAGUCCAACUCUCCCACCCGCCAAGGUAGCUGCCCCUAAUCUCAGUAGGAUGGGAGCGGUGCCAGUGAUGAUUCCAGCCCAGAGCAAGGACGGGUCUAUAGUAUAGGGCCUCCAAACCUCUCACCUCCGUGCUCCACACUUCUCUUCUUCUUUUGAAAUAGGAAAACUUAUUUUGUUCUAAAUUUUGCUGCCAGCCUCAAUAGAUCAAAAAGUGAACCAAAAACUGUAAGAAACAUACUUUAAAAAGUUGUGUUUGUUUAUAUCGGACUAGUAAAGGCAUUAAAGUUACUAAAGACAAAUUUGCCAUCUGAAAAAGAUUUCUUAACCUUUUGCACUCGGAUGUUGAGUGUGACUCGACACGGUUAGCAUCGGUAGCAGCUCGAGAAAAAAGCAAGCGAGUGCAAAGUGUUAAAGAAGUGGAUUUUGUAAGUUUCUAACUACCAAUACUUAGUAAUAUGUAGCACUUUGGAUAUGAAAUCAUAGGAGAAGAUAGAUAUUGGUGAACUUACAUGCACACCAAGCUGAUACUUGAAUCAUCUUAAAAAGUAGUAUUUUUUCAUUCCUGCCAUUAUUUUUAGGAUGCCUUUCUCAAUUAAUUUAUGACCCAAAAUUGGCAAAGAAGCAUUCAUGGCAAAAAUUCUUAUAGUCCUUUAUGUUUGUUCUUUGAAAACUCUAAAUGUGUUUAGAAUAGCUCUAGUAACAUAAAAACACUCUACAGGGUUCUAGAAAUUACUAGUUCUACUUUCAGGUCAUGCAUAAGCCUUGUCUAUGGAAUGAUUGCUUAAGUAUUUGAUUGAUAGACCGUUAUAGGCAACAGAGGCAUAGUAAGCUCUUUUUAUGUGCUAAAGUAAAGGAGCACCUAUGGAUUUAUUUAGCAAGUUUGCUCUCACUACAUAGAGCGAUGACACUAGGUACAGUAGUGCGAGUGGAUUUCAGCGAUGAGCAAUCUGGGGUGAUCUCCAGAACGGUGACCCGCCAGAGCAAGGAUGGAGAAUCCUGCAGUUCCCAACCACAUACUGGCUCUCUGCGUUAGGUGAUAUUUUUCUAAUAAGAAAAAAUUAUGAUAUUUCUUAUUUGACAGAUACAGAUUGAAAUUCCCUAAUUAUUGGUUCCAAAUUUUAAAAAGUUUUUCCCCAGUUCAGCGUUUUGUUGUUGUCGGUUUUGGAUGGUGUUGCAUGUUAUAUGUUCUGGAAACAUGGAAUCCUAAGUCUACCUUCCUGAAUGCAGUUCUUGGAGGAUGUUUCUUCAUAGGCUCAGAAUGACGGAGCGCAUUGUAAGCUAGUCAGUGUCCUCCACGGUUCUGUCUUCCAGACUUGGGAGGGUGCACAGUUGCUAUUCUACUGCCAACGUGUCUGUGCAGUUGCAGAAAAUCCAGUUGAGUUUUGAAAAGUUUGAGUCCUAGUUUUGUGAAAGUGAUUUAUUCUUAAAAAAAAAAAAAAAAUAGAAAGGAAAGGGGGUAAACGGAAUACUCCCAGCUGCCAAAUGUGUUAAAUACUGUUUUAGUAGAAGAAAGUAAAUUUAUUGUAUUUCCCUUAAGAUUGCGAGGGAGUGUGGAUAUAGUAGAAUGAGCCAGCCGUUUCUUUAUAGUAAGUAAGGUCUGCAAUAAAUUAUUUCACUAGCUCUAAAACCUGUUCCCUCGAUUUUGUAGGGAGUUGGUUUCUGUUCAUCUCUUUGGGUGCUGUGGUGGUUCAUGCUGCAUUAGAAAUUAAUGUUGGCAUGACUUUCUGAUUAGUAAGAGUAUUGUGUACACUUUUUAAUGGUAAAUUUAAGCGGAAUGUCUGUGUGAUGGAUUAGUGUAUAGUUUUACAUAUUCGGAAGCCUUUUUUAAAUAGGGUUUUAACCUUACACAAUAUUGCAUUUAUACUUGUGUUAACAGUUUCAUUUGUGCCUUUUGGGUAAUUUAAUUUUUAUUAUGAAUUUCUGGUGCCUAUGAGCUAGCUAUCACCUGAAAGGUGCUUAGAGGUGAAGGUACUGUUCCUAAAAACGCAUCACUGUGACACCUUUCUAUCCUCAGACUUCAGUCUUGCCUCUUUUCUGUUCUUUUUGUAUGCAAAUUAACAGACUAAAAUUUCAACAUCCCCAACACUCUUUGGCUGUGUUCCUGAUUUUAUAAUAGUAACUAUUUUUGAACUCCAGAUGUCUGGUCUGUUUUAUAUGAAUACAUUUAUAUACAAUAGUACUAAGAAAUACCAGCACAAACUCUGAGAAACAACUUUUGGUCUUUACUAGUUUUCCAUGCACUGAAGAUUAUGCUAUCAAUCCAAGUAGAAAUUACUAUGGAUCCAUGUAAGGCUUUCCUUGCCUUAGACUUAGUAGUUGGUCUAGAAUUUAGCUACAAAUAAGUCAGAAUCUCUUCCAGAAGCACCUGUACCCUAAGAAACGAGCUCACAAAAAAAUCAGUUGUGUAUCCUGUACAGACCUAUUGGGUAUGAUGAAAUUUAGAGGACAGAAUUCAGUUUUAGACUAUGUCUUCAGCUACUCUCAUUGUAAAUUUCAGUUAACCUAAAAGUCAGACAGUUCUGAUUGACCCAUUAAGGGAUUCUCACUUAUAAUUUCAUUUAAACCAGAGAUCAUAUAUUUGUUCUGGAAUUAUUGGUAAUCAUCAAGCAAUUCAAUAAAACUUGCUAUUCGAGCAUUUCCAUUGGAGCUUACGUAAGUCAAGGACAGCACUGCAUCUUCGAGGCAAAAGCAAUCGAUUCCACUUCACACCUAAGAGAGUCAACACCAGUUGAGUUACACAGGAUAACUUGAGAAGUAGUGGUACCUUAGAGGAUGUAGUUCUGUGCUUUAUGGGUGUUCUUUUAUUCUAAUAUUCCCCCGUUAGAAGGCCAAAAAAAAAAAAAAAAAGAAAGAAAGAAAAGAAAUCUGCCCUGGAGUUGUUACAAUGGAAAUACAGCCAGAGUGUGUCGUAGGGGGAGGUUAAUUCAAGAAACACAAUUAGAUUAUUGGUAUGAAUUAAUAUCUGAUUUUUAUUAAAAAGAUAAUUUCCAAGAUCGAGCUUCAUAAAUAAGGAGCAAGUAAAGGGGCAAAUAAACAUUUUUAUUAAAUAUAAAAAGAACUCGUUGCAUGAAGUUAGACAUCAAAUUCUAUAAUGGAUGGCUUUUUAAAAUAACCAUUCUGUCUUUCUGUGUGCGUGCAGCAUGUGAAUUUGAAGUUAUGUAAAUGUUUCAAGUUUUUCCUAAUCUCUUCACCUCCACAGUGUUUAGGGCUUUCAGACCCCUUAUUCCAGUGUGAACAGAAAAGGUCCAUAUUAUGUGCUUAAUGCUUUGAUGUGUCAUGCAAGGAGUAGUUUGUAGAAAACGUUGACACCAUUUUAACUUCUUAGUGGCUUGUGACACUAUAUAUUAUAUAUAUAUGUACAUAAAUCUUUGUAAUAUUCUGUGUUUAGUAGUGUAAAUGUUCUGGGCAAGUUUUAAUAUUUCAAAUGCCUUUGGAUAAACUUGCAAUAAAGGCAACGUGUUCUGCAGUUGGAUUUUUUUUACUUGUUUGCCUAUUUUGACACUAAAAUAUGGUCCAUAACUGAGCACAGAUUCUACUUAUUCAUGUUAUGGAAGCAGGGAAGAAUAAUGAACGUGUGAAUUGCAGUUCUGCUUAUCUUACAGAUAGUAACACCAGCAAAUAUGUUAUCUUAUGGGUAACACCAGCAAAUAUCUUACCUUAUGGAUAGUAACACCAGCAAAUAUUUUCUGUAUCUGGCUUCUUACUGUUAAUCAAGUUUUACAAAGUGCACUGUUUUGUAAUUUGAGUGUGGAAAGUACCUGCUGGGAUUGGUUUGGGUCAUGAACACUAAAAGCUCCAAUCAAGGAAGAACUUUGCAUUUUUGCACUGACGUAUUUAAUGACACAAGUGUCAAGCGAACCACAAUUCACUGACUCACUUAUUCUCCUCCCUUACUGUGAACAUUUGUUAUAAAUAAACUUGUACUACUGAGAAAAAAUAUUUUGACACUUCACAUAUGCAAGUAGAGAAUUGAUAGUGUCAGUUUCAAAGAUGAUUUUUGUAUUUAAAGUUUCUGGCUUAAAUAUCCAAUGGUGCAGAUUUUGAACUUUGUAAGAACAAAUUUGGUUAAAAAAGCAAGAACUUGCUCUAGCGUUGUGACCUUGUGUACUUUUCAAAUAAAAUUAAGAAAGUA
This is a messenger RNA of Eptesicus fuscus (big brown bat), 5279 nucleotides long. It is a transcript of the gene CXADR, whose product is annotated as CXADR Ig-like cell adhesion molecule. The record is from RefSeq and is a predicted model, not a curated record. The transcript has 7 exons. Gene Ontology annotation, biological process: homotypic cell-cell adhesion. Gene Ontology annotation, molecular function: cell adhesion molecule binding. Gene Ontology annotation, cellular component: basolateral plasma membrane; intercalated disc; bicellular tight junction. NCBI's taxonomy places the organism in Eukaryota, Metazoa, Chordata, Mammalia, Chiroptera, Vespertilionidae. The coding region runs from base 156 to 1253 and encodes 365 amino acids.